AUGAGUGAUAAACAGCAAGAUAUUCAACCAGAAAUUUUAGCUAUGGAUAAACCAGACCUCCCUGUUGAACAGGAGCCUCGUAAAGAUGAAACUACGACCGAAGGUCUCGAAGAAACUGGAAGUACGGCGAGUAAAAAGGUUAGAAUGUUGCGUAGUCGCAAAAAAUCAGCAAAAACUAGACUCACUAAAGCUAGAAAUCAACUCGCAGACCUUGUAGACAAGAAAGAUCUUGGACUAGGCAGCUUAGCAACUAAAACUGAAAUAAGAAAAGCAGUUUUCAAAGUUGAAAGCGAGUUCAAUAUUAUUAUCAAGCUAAUUUAUAACCUUAAAGAAAUUAUUGCACUUGAAGACAGCGAUGAACAAACGGAUAUUGACGAGAUUAUUGAAGCCCUUGACAAAGAAGUAGAACUAACGGAUAUUGUUGACACUGCUGUAAAACGUGCUAAAGAGCAUAUACAACAACGACUAGCGAUGGGUGAAGAAAAAUCGGAUACAGCCUCAUUUUUAUCAAAGGACAAUUUUAAUGAUGAUCAAAGUUCAAUAUUAUCUAUUCAAUCCUCAUUGGCAUUGAAGAGACGUAAAGAAGCUGAAGAGUCAAAGGAGAGACUUUUAGCUUUAGAAAAAGAACAGCAACAAGAAGAGGAAGAACUGCAAAGGCGAGUCGCUGCACUGCAACUAACCAAGCAAAGAACCGAAGAAGCACGACAAGUGGUGGUCAUCAAUGAAACAAGAGCAACUGCAGCUGAAAACGAUGCAACGACUGAGGCGGAAGCGGUGUCUAUGAAAAACCUAGAGUCGCACAAAAAGCAGUUUGUGUUUGAAAUGCCUGACCUUCCUGCCAAACAAUGCCCAGCUGAAACCGAACAUCUUCAACGACGACUUGCACCCAUAAAAUUAAAAGGGGUAGAACUGCCUACAUUUUCAGGAGAAGUCAAAGCGGACUAUGCACCAUGGAAAGCCGCGUUCAUGUCAGUUGUGGACGAGGCUGCUAUAUCUACGAAAGAGAAAAUGCUGCGCCUCCAGAAUAGUUUGACGGGAAAAGCAUUAAGGAUGGUUAAGGACUUGGGUUUCACUGUCAAUGCAUACGAGAGGGCGAAAGAGAAACUAGAGAAAAAGUACGGCGGGGAAAUAAGACUUCAGAUAUCAAAUCUGACGACACUUCGUGGGUGGUCGAAAUUGAGACCAAACAACUUAGAGGAUAUGGAAGAAUUCUUGGCACUAUUGGACAGAGUAUUAGUGUCAUUACGAGAUAGUGGACAUGGAGCAGAGACGAAUGGACAGAAUCUUAAUUUGACAGCGAAAGAGAAAUUGUCAGCAAAGGAUGUUGAAGCAUAUAAAUACUGGUUGUUUGAACGAAGUGAACGAGACACCUUCGAGAAUCUUGUGAGUUGGCUGGAGAUGAAGGUGCAAAUAAUGGACGAGACCAAAGACGAGAGGCGAGACGACAAGAGUGCUGACAAGGUUGAGAAGAAAAGACGAGAUUGUGGAUUUGGUACUAACAACAAGCGAAGACCAAGAGGAUGUGUGGUAACGACCUGUAAGGAAGACCAUCCGCCAUGGGUCUGCCCAUUAUUUAAGAAAAUGACUGUUCUCGAACGAAAAGAGCUUAUCUCGAAAAGUGGACGGUGUUUCCGAUGCCUGGCAAUGGGGCAUCAAAGUAGAGAUUGCAACAACGCAAGAAAGUGUGGAAUUGAUGGCUGUACAAGCGACCGUCAUAGUAGAUAUCUUCACGAGAAUAACCAGCUACGACCUGAUGACUCGUCAACCCACCAAACUCGGAGCAAGAACCCUGAGGAUUCCUCACCCCCCAUUACCAAACCUCAAGAUGACGCCCGAGAGACAACCCACGCAACCAACAAAGUCGACAAUGUAUCGUUGAUGGUCUUACCGGCUCUCAUCACGAAUGGAAGAAAGAAAUUGAAAGUAAACGUGAUGUUGGAUCCUUGCUCUACUGGAACUUAUGUGACAGAGAGUGCUUCGCACGAACUUGAUUUACGCGGCCAAGUUCAAAGUUUGACAAUUUCCGGGACGGGUGGAUCUCAAGUCAAGAAACAAUCUCGCCGAGUUGAACUGUCCGUGACCAGUCUUAAUGAAGAAUUUUCAACUAAGUUGCAUGCAAACGUGCUUAAAAAUAUCACAGGAGAGACUCCUGCAUUUCAGUGGUCAGAGCUGAAGGGAAAGUGGCCACACAUUGAGUCAAUUCCUUUCGAUAGUAUAUCGAGAGGGAGUCAGAUUGAUGUCCUCAUCGGGAGUGAUCAUCCUAUCGUCCAUCCUAAAGAUGAUGAUCCUAUCGCACGACUGACCAACUUGGGUUGGGUCUGUUUCGGCCCAGCACUGUCUUCCAGAUUCCGUAGUGACACUCGAACUCAUACUAACAGAACAUACCAGGCAGCAGACGCCUCCUCAACCGAGCAAGCGACCAAUGACGCACUACGAAGAUUCUGGGAUCUUGAAUCAUUGGGCAUCAAGGAUGACUCGGGUCAACCAACAUUGACACCUGACGAGCAAGCCGCAGUUGAUCAGCUUCAAGAAACACAAAAGUUGAAGGACGGGAAUUAUGAAAUUGGAAUUCCUUGGCGAAAAUUUGAACCGAGGUUCAGUGAAAAUUACGACAUGGCGUUAUCCAGGCUUGAGAGCCUGGAAAAGUCUCUAUCGAAGAAAGGCCCUGGGGUGAAGACAGCUUACCAGUGAAUCAUCGACGACUAUAUAGCAAAAGAUUACAUAAGAAUAGUGACUAAGACAGAUGGAAAUCAGUGGUUUCUGCCACACUUCCCGGUUGUAAGAGAAGAUAAAUCUACUACCAAGGUUCGUGUUGUGUUCGACGCCGCCGCUCAACACAAGGGAAAGAGUCUCAACGAUGCUAUUUUACCUGGCCCGAAGCUACAACGCGAGUUGUUCGAUGUGUUAAUACGGUUCCGUCGUGCUCCAGUGGCUCUCUCAGCUGACAUAUCAGAGAUGUUUCUGCAAGUUCGAUUGCGAGAGGAAGAUCGUCCUUUUCACCGGUUCCUGUGGCGGAGUUUCGAGACUGCAAGAGAACCAGAUGUGUAUGAGUUUCAACGCCUUCCGUUCGGGAAUACUUCAUCGCCAUUUUGUGCUCAACAUAUGAUGUUGCUCACAAUAUGCACGUCCAAGCUCAUGCCACAGAGUAUCCAAAGGCUGCCGAGACAGUCGACAACUCGAUGUACGUGGACGACGUCCUCGAUUCGUGUGAGACCACCCAAGAAGCCCAAGUUCUACAAAGUGAACUGUCGAUCGUCUUACGCAAAGCUGGUUUUAAUCUUAGAAAAUGGUUGUCUAAUGAGCCAUCUGUAUUGAAAGAUGUACCGUUUGAAGAUAAAUUGGCAAGUCUCCAUGUUCUGGCCUGCAUGCGGGUUUCCUGAUCUGAUGAAGGGGCCCUGAACAGCUACGAGCCUUGAAGGAUCAGAACACUCCAAAUCCAAGAUGAGGAUCUUCCUGCUCAUAAAACGUUGGGAGUACUAUGGAAAGCAAAAGAAGAUACAUUCACUUUUAAAGUCGACGUACCUGAGACCAAGGGAAACCCAACGAAGAGAAGCGUGUUGAGUGCUAUCGCCGCCUUAUUCGACCCUCUUCAAUUCCUCGCACUGUUCACAGUGCGACCGAAAGUCCUGAUGCAGGAGUUAUGGAUAGCAGGUAUUGGUUGGGACGACGUGUUACCCAGUCAACUUUAAGUGAAAUGGAAUCAGUGGAUCUCGGAACUUCCAGAGCUGUUGCAGUUCACGAUCCCUCGCUGCUUACGACAACCAAAUCCGAAAGAGACUGACCUGCAUGUAUUCUCUGAUGCCUCUGAGAAUGCAUAUGCAACGGCCGCCUAUCUCGUGAGUCAUUACCCCUCAACACCACCUACAUCCUGCCUCAUUGCUGCUAAAAGUCGUGUAUCCCCAAUCAAAGCUACAACCAUUCCUCGACUGGAGCUGAUGGGAGCUGUGCUGUCAACUCGAGUGGCGAAAAGCAUUACACAAGUUCUCUCAGUUGCAACUGUUAAUUUUUGGACGGACUCGACUAACGUUUUAUUUUGGGUUCGCAACCAAAGUCGCAGCUUUAAGCCUUUUGUGGCCAACGACAGACCCAACGCAGUGGAGGCAUGUUCCCGGAAAGCUUAAUCCCGCUGAUCUGCCAACCAGAGGUGCCUCCGCCAAAGAUCUCAUCGAAAGCAAGUUCUGGAAAGAAGGUCCUGAAUUCCUGAAAGCGGACAAGUCAACAUGGCCAGAAAAACUACCAACGACAGUCGUUGAUGAAUUCGAGCAUAGCGAAGGGAAAAGGGUGUCAAAAACACAUCUCACCCAGAGCCCCAACGAAGAUACCACGAGCGAAGUUUUUAUGGACCCCACAAAGUAUUAUUGUCUCCAACGCCUGGUCCGUGUUACAGUGUGGAUAUUACGGUUUGCAAGGAACUGCAAGUUGUCAAAGGAAAGGAGAGUACUAAGCGCAACACUCGUGUCAGAGGAUAUCACCGAAGCCGAGACCGUGUGGCUACGAUGA
Paramuricea clavata is the source of this 4500-nucleotide messenger RNA. Lineage: Eukaryota; Metazoa; Cnidaria; Anthozoa; Malacalcyonacea; Plexauridae. The record is from the annotation of a GenBank genome assembly.